AUGGCUAAAGCCAAAGCAAAGGGCAAGAAGGAUUCUGCCGGUGGUGUGCAGAGCCACAUUCGCGCACGGAUCGAUUAUCUCUACAACGCGGCCACCUUUCUACAAUCAAUAGGGAAACCAUCCCCGCAGCAGCCCUCGGUCAGUCAACAAAAUGACCAAAUCGAUGAAGCAGAGGAUGGCGCCAAAUUGCAAGGAACGGAGCGCAUAGUACCGCAAGUGGUGGGAUCUGAUGUUUCAUCGGCGAAUGAGCCGACUAAGCCGCUUAAUCCAUCGACGACACAGCGACUGCCUCAACUCUCUCGAGUCUACAUGUCGCAAAUGCGCGGUGUCUCUCUCAAGUCACAGCUUCGGCUACCCAUCGACGUCAAGAGGUCUUUUUGCAAGCGCUGCGACACGUUUCUAAUUCCUGGAGUAACCUGCACGCAGGAUAUCCGAAACGCCAGCCGCGGCCGCAAGAAGCCAUGGGCGGAUGUUAUAGUUGUCUGUUGUUCUACGUGCGGGACGGAAAAGCGCUUCCCUCAAACCGACAAGCGGAGCAAGAAGUUGUCUGAGCGUCGGAGAGAAGCGCCCAAGGAGGAGCAAAAGGAUGAAGUAAUGGCGGGUGCUUGA
Aspergillus luchuensis is the source of this 609-nucleotide messenger RNA. Its product is annotated as ribonuclease P Rpr2/Rpp21/SNM1 subunit. The record is from RefSeq and is a predicted model, not a curated record. NCBI's taxonomy places the organism in Eukaryota, Fungi, Ascomycota, Eurotiomycetes, Eurotiales, Aspergillaceae. Bases 1 to 609 code for a protein of 202 amino acids. The transcript has a single exon. Gene Ontology annotation, biological process: tRNA processing. Gene Ontology annotation, cellular component: nucleolar ribonuclease P complex.